AUGGAUUCCGCAUACUGGUCAUACGAUAACAUAGUCCCAAGCUUCCGUUUGGAUGGAAAACUAGUCAUAUUAACCGGUGGCUCUGGUGGUUUGGCUGCCGUGGUAUCAAGAGCUUUAUUAGCCAAAGGUGCCGAUGUUGCAUUAGUCGAUAUGAACUUGGAAAGAACACAACAAGCUGCUAGAGACGUCUUACAAUGGGGCGAAGAGCAAAUGAAAGGUAAAUACGAAUCACCAAUCGGUCAGGUGAGUGCUUGGUCAUGUAAUAUUGGCGAUGCUGAAGCUGUCGACUUGACAUUCAAAGCCAUCAACGAACACCACGGCAAAAUCUCAAGUGUCUUGGUCAACACUGCCGGUUACGCUGAAAACUUCCCAGCUGAAGAGUACCCAGCCAAGAACGCUGAAAACCUUAUGAAAGUUAACGGGUUGGGGUCAUUCUACGUUUCCCAAGCUUUUGCUAGACCAUUAAUCCAAAACAACAUGACCGGAUCGAUCAUUUUGAUCGGGUCAAUGUCCGGUACCAUCGUCAACGACCCACAACCACAAUGCAUGUACAACAUGUCCAAAACCGGUGUCAUUCAUUUAGCCAGAUCAUUGGCCUGUGAAUGGGCUAAAUACAAUAUCAGAGUCAACACAUUGUCGCCAGGGUACAUCUUAACCCCAUUGACAAGAAACGUUAUUAGUGGACACACCGAAAUGAAGACAGAAUGGGAAUCAAAGAUCCCAAUGAAGAGAAUGGCAGAACCAAAAGAGUUUGUUGGUUCUAUCUUAUACUUGGCCUCAGAAUCUGCUUCAUCAUACACUACUGGUCACAACUUGGUCGUUGACGGGGGUUACGAGUGCUGGUAA
Candida albicans SC5314 is the source of this 846-nucleotide messenger RNA. RefSeq names its product Ardp (gene ARD). The transcript has a single exon. NCBI's taxonomy places the organism in Eukaryota, Fungi, Ascomycota, Pichiomycetes, Serinales, Debaryomycetaceae. Gene Ontology annotation, molecular function: oxidoreductase activity, acting on NAD(P)H, oxygen as acceptor. The record is from RefSeq and is a predicted model, not a curated record. The coding region runs from base 1 to 846 and encodes 281 amino acids. Gene Ontology annotation, cellular component: intracellular anatomical structure.